AUGCCAUUCACGUCCUUUGUCAGCCGCUUCUUCACCCGCUCCUUUGGCCUCUCGUCGCCCAAAAUGUCCAUUGCUCCCGAGGGCACCGGCGCCGCCGCCACUUCCACCCUUCCCGACGGCGCGCAGCUCUGCACCGUCGCCGCCGGCUGCUUCUGGGGCACCGAGCACCUCUACCGACGCCACUUUGCCGGCAAGGGCCUCCUCGACGCCAAGGUCGGCUACAUUGGCGGCGACCUGACCGAUCCCAGCUACCGCGCCGUCUGCGGCGGCAAAACCGGCCACGCCGAAGCCGCCCAAAUCAUCUUUGACCCGAAGCAAGUCUCGUACCGCCAGCUCCUCGAGUUCUUCUACAAGUUCCACGACCCCACCACGCUCAACGCUCAGGGCCCCGACACCGGCCCGCAGUACCGCUCCGCCAUCUACUACCACGACGCCGAGCAGGAAAAGGUCGCGCGCGAGGUCACGGCCAAGGCCAACGAGCAGUGGUGGAAGGGCGCCAUCGUCACCGAGAUUGCGCCCGCCGGCAAGUGGUGGACCGCCGAGGAGUACCACCAGCUGUAUCUCGACAACAACCCGGCCGGGUACGAGUGCCCCAGCCACUUCCUGCGACCCUUUAAGCCGCUCGAGUGA
Molecule: messenger RNA, 630 nt
Organism: Akanthomyces muscarius
Lineage: Eukaryota; Fungi; Ascomycota; Sordariomycetes; Hypocreales; Cordycipitaceae
Exons: 2
Coding region: 1-630 (209 amino acids)
Molecular function (GO): peptide-methionine (S)-S-oxide reductase activity
Source: RefSeq, a predicted model, not a curated record